ACUGCAACAACCGGAAAAGGUGACUAAAUGGCAAUGAUCAGAAGAUUCGGUCAUACUUUUACGAUCGUAAAUCUUUAUUUAUAACAUAAUUUACUUGGACUUGCCAUGUGAUAUUCAUAUUGUUAUUAGGUAUCAGUGUGUGAUAAAUAUAGUUUUCUUAAGUCUGUUUAACGUAAUUGUGAGAACAAAGCAUGGACGGCUGUGCAGCAGUGUACAACGUUUCAGUGAGGGAUAGCUAGCUAGCUAGCUAUCUUAAAGUUAGCAUAUUAUUGCUACUUGUUCUUUUUGAAGAUUUGGAUUAGGUAAUCAUCAACAACAAUUCCUCAAACUCUUGAACUAACAAUGGCAUAUAGGAGGGAACGGAACAUCCGCGAGGUGUAUGAGGAACGCUUCAUACAGGACAGAGCGGGGCCGUACCCUCGUGGCCCUGGAGCACCGGAGAGGAGGUCGACUUUAGGUCGGCCAGAGGAGGAAUAUAGCCGGGCAUUUGAGUACGAGAGCCCAGCCCGCUUCUACCCCAAUGGAGGCGCCCCACGCAGUUACCAUGGCGAGGAACAGAGAGGCUACCAUGGCGAUAGCCUGCAUUUUCCGAACGAGCGCAGGGCUGUUCCUCCCGCUAGAAGAGAGGACCCAUACCUCUACAGAGGACCCAGAGAGGAGCCACACACAACACGCCAGAUGGACUUUAGAAGCAGCAGCAGCCGCGCUGCAGCCCCGCCCAGCGUGCGAGGUCAGAUGUACCCCGCCCCCCGCUCCCUUUCAGCCGUGGUGCCAGAGGGGGGUGAUGACACUCUGAUGCAGGCCAUCCUCAGCCUGGACAGAAGCGAGGAGAGAGAUCCCUACAGGAGGAAGGGUCAGUUCCCCCCCCUGAGGGAGCGCUCCCCCCAGCGCAGAGACGUGCCCCCCUCCCCCCACAGUCGCUCCGGGUCCUCGGUCAGCAGCAGAGGGUACUCCCCAGACAGGGCCAAGGGGCUGGCCUACCCCCCGCAGGGAAAGAGUGUGGACUGUCCCCAGGGACACGGUGGAGGAGCAGAUCUCCUCUGGGGGACACUGAACCCCCCGCAGGCCGGACAUGACUACCUGGACAAAGACAGACCAGCAGGCCUUUCUGUCAGUGUGUCCAGAGAUGGUUCACCUCAGAGCACAGCGUCCACCUCCAAGGAAGAGGCACAUGUGCUGGACGGAGACCGUAACGAGGGGCUGGGCGCUCUGGAUGAAAGCCACAAGAUCUUGGAGGACUUCAAGGAGAGACGAGCUCAGGCCAUCGCUGCCAAGGCUCACGAGAUCGAGAAGGUGUUCAGGCAGGACUGUGAGACCUUCAGCAUGGUUGUGAAGAUGCUCGUUGAUAAGGACGCCUCUCUGGAGUCUCAGCUGCAGAUGCCUCUCAUGGAGAACAUCGUGGAGCUCCGCGAGCGCUGCUUCAACGACCUCAAACACUUUGUGUCCGAGCUGGACCAGGUGGUACUGCAGGAGCCCUCUGUGUGAGCGGCCGACCAAUCACAGCACACCUUCUAGAGAGAGAGAGAGAGAUGCUUGGAAAGUCAUGGCCAUUUCACAGAGACGAUGGCCAAAUGUGAGCCGACUUACUGCGGCCCUACAGAUAGGAAGUGAAUACUGCGUGUCGGAGAGACACGAUGACCUCUGCCGGGUGGUAUCUAACCAGGAGAUUAAACCUAGCACCAUCCAAUGGAUAGAAGUGGACCACCAAUGUUCUCAUGUUCGGCAUUAAGCUCUGUACAUUUGAGAUGAAACAGUGUUGAACUUAUUUUAUUUUUUACCAACAGAGGGUAUUGGUUGUACAAUGUCCUGAGCGGCCUCAGAACAGGAGUUCAAACACCCUCAGCAAACAAUUUACAAACCUUCUAUUCUUCUGUUUCCAUAGAAACGGUCACAUUGAGCCAGUCUUUGUGGCUCUCACUCCAGGGUUUAAGGAGAGCUGUUGUAGGUCAUCUGAUAAAGACCUCUAGCUUCAAAAUAUAUGUUUAUAGUGUGUUAUAAAUUUGGCCUUGCAAUCUCAUGUAAUGUAACAGUACCUGUAAUACCCGUCUUGACAGCUGUGUAUGGAUUUAGGACGCUCUAACCAACCACUCUGAUUUGGUGGUGGUUAUGACUGUUUUUCCUGACAACGGAUUUGAUUGUUUGUGUUGCAUUAUGUUGUUUAAAAGACAUUGAAAAAGAGAUGAAUAAAACAGGAAUUUGAAAUGCA
Messenger RNA from Osmerus eperlanus (European smelt), 2206 nucleotides. RefSeq names its product periphilin 1 (gene pphln1). Lineage: Eukaryota; Metazoa; Chordata; Actinopteri; Osmeriformes; Osmeridae. Gene Ontology annotation, cellular component: nucleoplasm. Gene Ontology annotation, biological process: negative regulation of gene expression, epigenetic; negative regulation of DNA-templated transcription; protein localization to heterochromatin. The transcript is spliced from 11 exons. The coding region runs from base 343 to 1485 and encodes 380 amino acids. The record is from RefSeq and is a predicted model, not a curated record.